Molecule: messenger RNA, 1032 nt
Organism: Penicillium subrubescens
Lineage: Eukaryota; Fungi; Ascomycota; Eurotiomycetes; Eurotiales; Aspergillaceae
Product: alpha/beta fold hydrolase
Exons: 1
Coding region: 1-1032 (343 amino acids)
Molecular function (GO): catalytic activity
Source: RefSeq, a predicted model, not a curated record
AUGCGAACCGUUUACACAUCUGGGGGAUUUUCCCUUCUAAGCUUGUUUGCUUUUUCCCUAACAGCCAUCGCUGCAACUAUAUCUACAACAGCAACAGGGCCGGGUUCUUCUCUGCCUACUCUGGGUCCAGUUUAUUAUGCGAAAACACCAAAGCUGUCUAUUGAGUACUAUGACUCGGCGCCUAAGAACACCAAGGCGCCCGUCGCCAUACUCGCCCAUGGAUUCCCAUAUUCAAUUGAUACCUACGUCGAUGUUGUCCCAAAGCUCGAGAAAGAAGGAUAUCGCGUUAUCGUCCCGUCUCUUCGAGGAUUUGGUAAUACAACAUUCCUGUCAGCGACCACACUGCGCAGCGCAGAACAAGCUGCCUUGGGCAAAGACAUCAUCGACUUGAUGGACGUUCUUAAAAUUGAAAAGGCUGUCUUUGCCGGCUAUGACUGGGGAACUGUCGUUGUCAAUGUUGCAGCGGCCCUGUGGCCAGAGAGAUGCUCAGGAAUGGUUGCAGCAAACUCCUACCUUAUUCAAAAUCGAGCAACAGCCUGGAAUGUUGCCCCCGCGAGCUCGUACCCAGUCAAAUGGUAUUACUACGUGUUCCUCACUCCCCCGGGGUACAGCUCGCUCGCUAGCGACACGAAAGGCUGGGCCGAAGUACUCUGGUCGAAAAAUAGCCCAAACUGGACCUACACCGAAGCGCAAUUAGAUGCUGCAAGCCUUGCUUUCCACAACCCCGACUAUGUGGACAUUGCGACCAACUUUUAUCGCAAUCGCUUGCUUUAUGCCCCGGGAGAUCCUAGUUAUGCAGAGCUAGCGAACAAGCUGGAUACGCAGCCUCUUAUCACUGUGCCAUCUGUCACCCUAGAUCCGGAUCAAGCUGUCGUGUUUCCGGCUACGAACGGGAGCACUACAGCGAAGUAUUUCGCAGGGCCGAGAGUGCAUCACAUUGUGAAGGGUUGUGGUGAAGCCAUACCACUGGAAAGGCCCGAUGUUUUUGCAAAUGCAAUCUUGGAAGUUGCAAAACUUGGCAGUCCACGUUAG